This is a messenger RNA of Owenia fusiformis, 2773 nucleotides long. The record is from the annotation of a GenBank genome assembly. NCBI's taxonomy places the organism in Eukaryota, Metazoa, Annelida, Polychaeta, Sabellida, Oweniidae.
CGAAACUUUUAUGAUGUGGAACUUGAAAAAGUUCAUUGUUUUGCUUUUAUUUGCUAAUCUCUGCCAUUCUGAUGAAACCUGUGACAUUGCAAGUGUACAUGUCACUAAUGAAGAUGGAAGUCAACACACUUUUAGCAUGAAACAACUCACAAAUCCAGAGAAACAUUGUACAACAUGUGGCACCCAAAUUUCAACAGAUCCAUUUUCUGUUGGGUUGAUGCCUUCUAUAGCAGCAGACAUGGGUAUGCCCAAUAUUCCGUGUGAAAAAGAUGGAGAUGACCUCUGCAAACUAUGUCAAGGUGACCAAGAGAAUAAUCCUGAAUGUGAAGCUAAUGAAGACUUGUUAAAGGCUGCAGCUCAGUCUUUGAUAGAUAAAGGACAUAUAGUGAUAGCAUCAGGGGACGAAGAAGUAGAUGACAAAAUUGCUUAUGGAAUGGUGCUUUUGCUUAGUGGUCUCGUGGAUGCCUCCAUUGACCAGCUUACAUCAGUCAUACAGAAUGGUAAGGAUUUUAACAUCUCGGUGGCUCAUAGAGGGAGGGGCAUGGCCUACACAAAGAAAGCAAAAGAGAAUGUUUCCUUCCUGGGAAAGGCGCUUGCAGAUUACACUAAAGCAAUAGAACUAAAUAACAGCGAUCCAGACAACUAUGAACGAAGGGCAGAGGUUCUCCUAGCGGCAGGCAGAUACACUCAGGCAUCUGAAGACAUUCAGAAGGCUUUGAAAAUUAAAAGAUCUGUCAAAUUACAGUUCCUACUUGGCAUUGUCAAACUUGGGACAUGGGACUUUGUUGGUGCCAAAAAGGAGCUUCGUGGUGUACUGGAUGUGGAGGAAAAAAAUUACCAAGCCCUUUACUACCUCGGCUUGGCUCUUUAUAAUAUGGGAGAAAUUAGGAAUGCCAUAGAGGCUUACAAAGAGGCAAUUGCACUAAAGCCAGACACACCAGAGGUUCACACCAGUCUGGCACAUGCUUACAAAGAGCUAGGCAACCAGAAGUCUGCUAGACAGAGUUUCAACACUUCACUGACCCUGGACAGUAAUGUAGCAAUGACAUGGCAGUUACGUGGUGCCAUGUACCAGAAUCUAGGUCAGCCAGGACAUUCCAUACAAGACAUGCAGAAAUGUCUUGAACUUGACCAGCACAACAGGGUAUGUGAAUAUAUACAAGGUGUGGCACAUAUGGCCCAGGGACAGUUCUUUGAGGCUGUCAAAGAUCACACAAGGCUCAUAGCAUAUAAGCCUCGUCCAAUGUUGAAACUACCUCCUGAAAUGCUGAAAGCACAUUACCUCAGAGAAUACUCCAGAUAUCUCCAUGCAGAGCUAGAUACUUCAAUAAGUGACUUUAACCCAGACAAUCAACUGGAUGGAGAGUUCAGAGACCACUGGGCUAAACUUUUACCUUUUAUAUUUGAGAAAUAUACAGAACAGCCAGGGAUUCAACCAAAUAUAGAAGAUGUGUCACUUCCAGAAUUUAGUGAAUAUGAAAGUGAUGUUCAAGGUUUAAUAUGUCGGGCAGAAAAGAUCGGCAAACUAUCUCAGAUUAACGCUGAUGGGUACAGUGUUAAUAAAAGGUUGAAUUUAGCAAUUGGUCUUGCAGCGAUCCAUACUGCUCAGUCAAUGGAGGCCAUUUUUAGAGGGGGCACAAGUAAACACAUUAAACCAGAUCAGAGAUACCACUGGCGUGACCUCUACAAUAUAGCAGUGCCCUAUAGGAGACUUUAUGACAUGGAAAACCCUGUCUUUUGGCUUGAUCUCAUGCCUGAGGAGAGACAGAGGGAAGGCUACAACUCAGAUCUCAAUUUUAUCAGGGGCCAGACUAAGAAUCUCAGGUUGAGGUCUUACUUCAACCUUGUGUUUAGUCUCAUUCAAACCAUGAUACAGCGCAAUCAAGAUAAUACUGCAUUCUCUGCUAAAUUCAAAGACCAAAUAAGGAAAGCCAAAACUUGCGAAGACAUUCUACAGAUCUCAAAGGACUAUAAUCUGAACCAAGAGGGCUAUAUGGUGUCCAUUCAGGUGCCCUGCUUUCCUGAAAGGAUCAAAGAGCAGAAAGGAGACCAGGCCAUAGAGGGCAUCAUCUUGACACUAACAGGGGAAAAGUCUGGGAAUACUCAGUUUUCUAUCAACAUUGCCAACACUAAAGAACGAAUCAACAGCUUUCACAUUGAGUUGGACUACAUCUUUAAUCGUCUACAGGAAGAGGGUAGAAAGGCUGUCUCAGGAAAACUCAAUGAAUCUGAUGGAAUAAUGAAUCUGAUUCUCUCACUGACCUACUACUUCUACAACCUAAGCCCACUCUCUAGAGGGACAAGUGCAGUGGCUUACUCUGUAUUGCUGGGAUUAACAAUGGCUGUUGGGAGGGAAAUCACUGGCAAGCUACCACAAGGAAAGCUCUUGGACCUUGAGGCAAUGCUUUCUAGCUCACCAAAUACAUUCAUUACAGUCGUCAAACAAUGGUUUAAUAUUAAAAGGUUAAAUUCUCCAGUUAGCACAUUACCAAAAGUAGCAGAUAGCUUCCCAACAGUGCGCAGUGUCAUAGAAGUGCUCAACCUGAGUCAUUCACUCUCCUGCUGACAUCUAUACAUCACAACAUGAAGCUCAAGAUACAACAUAGAAUAGCUUUUAUACCAUAUGAACUAUUCAUCAUUUAUAGAUGUCACUAGCGAUGACAUAAUCUCCAUGACAGGUUUGAAGGUGCUGCCAACAAAUAAAGCAGAGUUUAAUUUGGAAAAAAUUGACAUUUUAUCAGUUAUGUUUUGAAGUUAUGAUUGCUCAGUUUUU